Molecule: messenger RNA, 237 nt
Organism: Bursaphelenchus xylophilus (pine wood nematode)
Lineage: Eukaryota; Metazoa; Nematoda; Chromadorea; Rhabditida; Aphelenchoididae
Source: the annotation of a GenBank genome assembly
AUGCUCCGUUAUCGGCAAAGAUUGUUGAAUAUUUACUAUUCUAGUCCGUUUGCAAAGUCGCUGGAAUCGGGCGCCUCUCAAACUCAUAAAUCAAAACUUCAAGGCAUCUUAAGUAUACAUGUAAGUAAGCCUUAAUUGAAGGUUCAUUUGAAGGAAUUGACUAAUCCCUUGGUACCAUUGGUUUCCAUUCUUGGACCCCUGAUAACGCCUCAUUCUCCUCACUGUUCAUUCGACUAA